Messenger RNA from Acanthopagrus latus (yellowfin seabream), 697 nucleotides. RefSeq names its product C-type natriuretic peptide 2 (gene nppcl2). The transcript is spliced from 2 exons. Lineage: Eukaryota; Metazoa; Chordata; Actinopteri; Spariformes; Sparidae. Gene Ontology annotation, molecular function: hormone activity; hormone receptor binding. Gene Ontology annotation, biological process: cGMP biosynthetic process; receptor guanylyl cyclase signaling pathway. The coding region runs from base 1 to 402 and encodes 133 amino acids. Gene Ontology annotation, cellular component: extracellular region. The record is from RefSeq and is a predicted model, not a curated record.
AUGGCUGCUUCCUCCUCCUCACUCGUUCCUCUCCUCCUCCUCUUCCUCAUCGUCACCGUGGUGUCGAGACCUUCACCUCAACGAGAUGAUGAUCAGGUGUUGCGCUCUCUGUUCGGCUCGCGUCUCUCUUCGCUCAUCUUGGCCCCGCCCUCUGAUGACAUCACAGAGGGCUCAGCCGGACGCCCUGUCUCGGCCUCGUCUCCCUCCGGGGGAUUGGUCACCAGUCGUGGUGCUGCGAGGGGAUUGGCCGGCAGACAGGAAGCGGUCCCGCAGUUCUUCCUGGACUUCCUCCAGCGACAGUCCAAGAUCAAGAGGCGGAGCAGGAAGUCCAUGUUCGGAGGGAGAGGCUGCUUCGGGAUGAAGAUGGACCGCAUCGGCUCCAUCAGCGGGCUGGGCUGCUAGAGACGCGUUACCUCUGUGAUGACGACCCAGACUCAGCUCUGAUGGUGACUCUAACCUCUGUGAUGUCACAGCAGGUGACCCCAGGCUGACCCUGCAUGACCUCUGACCUCCGGGAGCACACCCGCCAGGCAGUCGGACUCCAUGUUGGAACGUUACUAACUAAAGGACUAAUGUAAAGGAGAUGUGCACCUGUAGGGAGGUGGACACAGGUAGACCUCAGAGGAGACGACUUCUACUUCCUCUGGAAUCCUACUAAUGACCCCCGACCCCUGAUCCCUGGCUCCUACACAGCCAG